Photinus pyralis (common eastern firefly) is the source of this 1318-nucleotide messenger RNA. Its product is annotated as transformer-2 protein homolog beta-like. NCBI's taxonomy places the organism in Eukaryota, Metazoa, Arthropoda, Insecta, Coleoptera, Lampyridae. The record is from RefSeq and is a predicted model, not a curated record. The transcript has 8 exons. Gene Ontology annotation, cellular component: spliceosomal complex. Gene Ontology annotation, biological process: positive regulation of mRNA splicing, via spliceosome. The coding region runs from base 233 to 1012 and encodes 259 amino acids. Gene Ontology annotation, molecular function: RNA binding.
CGUUUGUUGGCGUCUCUACCAAAACGUAAAUUACGCAUUUUCACCACUGGCCUUUCGUAACAAAUUAUAAUUGCUUCGCAAUCGUGUCAUGAGCGAUAGAGGAUUUUGCCGGUUAAAUGACCACCACGUUUUCCGUUGAUAAUAAUCGGAGGACGCGUUGUUAUCCAAUUAUCGAUUUAACAAGUUACAAUUUACGUUUCAGAUUAGCCACUCGCCCGGUAGUCAUAAGAAUAUGAACGACCGCGACCAUUCCCCACACGUAAGACGCGAGGAUUCGCCUCGUAACCACAAAGGAAAAAGCUAUUCACGGAGUCCAAGCCGAUCUCGCAAAGUUUACAGAGAUGACCGUGACAGAGAUCGCCGCCGCGAUGAUCGGGAUAGGGAUAGCCGUCGAUAUAGGUCUCGUAGUCGAUCACGUUCAGACAGACGUUACAAGUCGUCUAAAUAUUCUCACAGUAGAUCUCGCUCCCACUCGCAUGGGAGAGGUUAUGGUCGUCGUUCGCACUCACACAGCCCUAUGUCCAGUCGCAGGCGCCACCUUGGAACGCGCGAUAAUCCGAAACCGUCCCGCUGUCUCGGCGUUUUCGGUCUGAGCGUUUACACGUCCGAAGAGGAGCUCUAUCACAUAUUCUCCAAAUAUGGACCAGUCGAACGGGUCCAAGUUGUUAUUGAUGCAAAGACUGGUCGAUCGCGUGGAUUUUCCUUUGUAUACUUUGAAAGUAGUGAAGAUGCAAAGGUGGCCAAAGAUCAAUGUAAUGGUAUCAAGAUCAAUGGGAAGAGUAUUCGAGUAGAUUUCUCCAUCACAGAAAGAGCCCACACACCAACGCCUGGAAUAUACAUGGGAAAACCCACAUAUGUAUCCAGUGAGCGUUGGGACCGUCGGCGAGAUAGAGAUAGAGAAUCUAGAUAUCGGCGCUCGCCAUCACCGUAUUACAGGCGAUCGUCCCGACGUUAUGAAAGAUCGCGAUCUCGCUCCUACUCGCCUCGGUUAAGAACAAGACCUUAUGGAUGAAUUUCAAGUUUAUGUAAGAAAUAAAGAAAUUUCUCCUAUGAAACUAUUCAGCUCAUACUGAAAAAAUGAAAAUAGAAUGUGUCUCAGUUACAAUGAAUGUAUCAAGAGAAUUGAAAAUUCGUUUACAACUCUCUUGAGAAAAUGUGAAGAAUGAAAUUUUAGGUCCUUCUCUCUAGGUUGAAGACGUCGCUAAGUUUUGUCGAAAGCAAGAUACAGAAACACCGAACAUAAUGUGUUUUAGAUUAGCAUUUAGUAUGUUUAUUUCACAUUAGGUUCUUGAUGUUAAUAAAUUGUAAAAAUAUUAUA